UUUCAUUUUAUCUGGUGGUUUUGAAUGUCUAAUUUUAAGGUUUGUUGAGGGUGGUUGAAGAAAAGAGACAAGUGCAGCUGAAGAUGAGUGAGGUGAGGGCCCUGAGUAGCUUAGUGUAGGAGGGAAGUUUAGUGUUGAGUGUUGCGUAAGGAUUUAGCUUGGAGCCGAGUUGCUCCGUUGUGGCUGUGGAGGUGGUGUUUGUGGGGGGUUGUUUGAUGUUUUAGAGAAUUAAGUGGCAGAAGUUGGAGCGAUAGUUAGGGGAUCGUUUGCACGGGAUUUGUAAGAGUUGUGCAGUCUUUUCAAGAAAGAUUGAUUAGGUAAUGAGUUUACUUAAGAGUAAUUAACUAGUAUUCAGAUUCUCAGAUAGGACGAACCCAUCGAUGGCGGAAGCGCGGACAGAAAGUUGGACGGGGAAGCGGAUUGUGGUUUCUCCAGUGGAAGUGACGAAUUUUUUGGGUUCGAUACCAUUAUUGCAGCAGCUACCUGGAACAUCAAUCCAGAAGAUCGCAGAAGUAGUGGAGCCACUUCAAUUUGGGAAAGGGGAGGUGCUUUUGCGAGAAGGUACACCUGAAGAUGGAUUGUACUUCCUUUGGAAAGGAGAGGUAGAAGUUUCGAUUCCGAACUCUAUGGGAAGUCAUACUUUGGGACUUUUGAAGUCAGGAGAUUAUUUCGGAUAUGCUUCUGCUGAACUAAUUAAGAAUCUCAAUAAGUCCGAUGUAACGGCUAUUUCCGAGGUUAUCUGCUUUGUUCUUCGUAAUGAAAAUGCGCAUCUGCUAUCUAGUGUAUCUAUAUGGGCACAACAACCAGAUGAAAGUGAAGUUGCUCUUCUUGAGCGCAUACUAGAGUUGGAGACUUUAGAGGUUGAUUUGUAUAAAGGAUACACGAAGCCUGACUACCCCUCUUUUGGUGGGAAUGUCUAUGGCGGGCAGCUCUUAGGCCAGGCUUUAGCAGCUGCUAGCAAAUCCGUGGAUCCUGCACUACUAGUCCACAGCCUUCAUGCGUACUUUCUCCUUACUGGAGAUGAACGGAUGCCAAUCAUCUACAAGGUAGAGAGGACGCGCAAUGGUCACACUUUUGCAACCAGACAGGUUUCUGCAAUACAAAAAGGCAGAGUAAUCUUUACAAUGUAUGCCUCUUUUCAGAGAUCCAUGGAAGGUUUUGAACAUCAAGAAUCGAUGCCAAAUGUUCCUACUCCAGACCAGCUGUUAUCCCAGGAUGAAUUACGGAAAAGAUACUUUUCUGAUCCUCGAAUUCCUUUGAAGAAGAGAGAGAAAUGGGCUGGUGGUAAGCCAACCAAAAGUAGUCCUCUGGAUGUGAAGGAAGUUGAUCCUAUUGACGAAGUAUCUAAAGAAGCGCUACCACCAUGGCAGAGCGUGUGGAUGAAAUCAAAAGGCAAAUUAACUGACGAUCCUGCUCUUCACCGGUGUGCAGCUGUGUAUGCAUCUGAUUGGACUUUUUUAGCUACAGCAAAGCGGCCUCAUCGGACAGUACCAAUUCAGCUACUUAGUUUGGAUCACUCCAUGUGGUUUCACAAGCCAUUCAGAGCUGAUGAAUGGCUGCUCUUUGUGGUCACAUUUGAUUUUACAUCACGAUUACGCGCACUAGAUCUUGAUGGGAUUGGAAUGACGAUACAGCAAUCAAGUCCACGUGCAAGCAACGGUCGAGGAUCAGUAUAUGGACACUUUUUUAAUCAAAACGGAGAGCUUGUUAUGUCAGCUUCUCAAGAAGGGUUGAUGCGCAAGCUUCAAAAGUCAGACCGAUCCGUAGCCAAGUCCAAGUUGUAAGAGAAUGGAUGCCGACUGCAUUGGCAUUAUUGGAUUGUUAUCUGAAGACGACGAACUUCGUAUUUACGAGUGUGUCGUCUUGGCAAGCCCUAGACAUAUUACUUUCACAUGACUUUUACAGCUAAUCAGAAUUCUUCUGUAUUCCAAAGUAUCAUAUGUCGAUUUUUCAACAGCAAAAGAUUAUUUUGUUAUCUGAUUUAUGGCCCAUAUGUGAGGGUUAUACACCUGUGUAGGCAACAUGAAUGACAUCUUCCUUGUAUGCAGGUUAUGGACUUGUCCAUUGCAUUAGAUAGUUUCCUAAAUGGUGGUACCAGCACAUGUAGGCUUGUCCAGGGAUAAGAUUGAAGAAAUUGAACUGCUGAGUCGUUGACAAAUGUGUGGAAAGAGCAAUUCCUACAAAUGCUCACUUUAUUAAAGAGGUAAAUGUAGGAUUUAUAUA
Molecule: messenger RNA, 2223 nt
Organism: Physcomitrium patens
Lineage: Eukaryota; Viridiplantae; Streptophyta; Bryopsida; Funariales; Funariaceae
Source: RefSeq, a predicted model, not a curated record